Messenger RNA from Schistosoma margrebowiei, 342 nucleotides. Lineage: Eukaryota; Metazoa; Platyhelminthes; Trematoda; Strigeidida; Schistosomatidae. The record is from the annotation of a GenBank genome assembly.
AUGAGAAGGAAAAAAAGACGAAGAAAUAUUAUUAUUGUAGAUUUUCUUUGUAUCAUUCAUUCAUCCAUUAUAUAUUCUAUCUACAGUACUACUACUACUACUACUACUACUACUACUACUACUACUAAUAAUAAUAAUAAUAAUAAUAAUAAUAAUAAUAAUAAUACUACUACUACUACUACUACUACUACUACUACUACUACUAAUACUACUACUACUACUACUACUAAUACUACUACUACUACUACUACUACUACUACUACUACUACUACUAAUACUACUACUACUACUACUAAUACUACUACUACUACUACUACUACUACUACUACUACUACUAUUUAG